AAAAAAAAAUAAUAAUAUUAGUUAUUAUUCAAGUAAUAUAAAAAACACGCAUAAAUUGAUUUUUCUUCGAAAAUUUUCUGACACAAACAAAGUUCACAGUUUAUGCGAAAAAGCGCAAAAGAAGAAACCAAGAUCUGCGAAGAACGAGAUUUCAACAAUGGCUUCCGUCGAUAAGGAGCUUGAAGAAGAGCUUCUAGAAGCCGGUAACAAGCUUCUAGAUCCUCCUUCCAACGAUAAAGAUUUACUUGAUAUUUUAAUUCAAAUUGAAAGUUGCUUAUCAAAGGUUGAACAGUCACCUACUGAAUCUAUGCACAAUGCACUCUCUCCAUCGCUGAAAGCAUUAAUUGCUGAUAAACUUGUAAAGCAUUCAGAUGUUGAUGUCAAAGUUGCACUUGCCUCCUGCUUCAGUGAGAUAACAAGAAUCACUGCACCUGAUGCUCCAUAUGAUGAUGACCAAAUGAAGGAGGUCUUUAGAUUAAUCGUAUCUUCAUUUGAAAAUCUACAUGAUAAGUCAAGCCAGUGGCACUCAAAGAGGAUUUUAAUCCUUGAAACAGUUGCAAAAGUCAGGUCAUGUGUGGUAAUGCUAGAUCUUGAAUGUGAUGCCCUCAUUUUGGAAAUGUUUCAGCAUUUCUUGAAGACAAUUAGGGAACAUCAUCCAGAUAAUGUUUUCUCGUCCAUGGAAACCAUAAUGACCCUCUGUCUUGAGGAAAGUGAAGAUAUAUCUCUUGACUUACUCUCUCCAAUCUUAGAUAGUGUAAAGAAAGACAAUGAGGAAGUUUUGCCAAUUGCUCGGAAGUUGGGGGAAAGGGUUCUUGAAAGUUGUGCAACAAGGCUUAAACCCUAUUUAGAGCAAGCUGUGAAUACCUUGGGUAUUUCUUUGGAUGAUUAUAGUGAGGUUCUUGCAUCAGUAUGCAGAGAUGCAUCAGAUAAUUUGGCACAAAAUGAUGUACAUGAUUGCAAAUCAGCAGAAGAGCCUGUGGAGGAGUCGGCACAGGUGGAUAGCGAGAUUACAAAAGAAGCCACACCACCACAACAAGAUAAUGCUGCUGGGGACAGAUCUCCUAAGUCUGUCAUGAGCAAUGGCAUUGCACAGGCCGGAGAAGAUGAUACUUUAGUAGAUUCAACGUCCCUUAAGAAGCAAGAUGGAACUGACUCUCCUGUUCUGUCCAAAGGUAACGAGGAGCCCAAUGAUUUGGAUACUGAAAAAGUUGACGGUAAAGAAAAAAAGCUGGAACGAAGUACCAAGAGGAAAGGAAAGAAAGCUAGCUCUUCAAAAUCGAAAAAACCUUCUAAGAAAUCAAAUGUUGUUGUUGGUGGGAAGGAAGCUGAGAAAACAGUUGACUCUAAAAGUUCCAACAAAGAAGUUCCUAGUUCUCUUAAUGAGGAUGAUGUUGUUGAGGCUACAGGAACUUCAGAGAACAACAAAGAGAUUAAACCUAAGAUUUCAUCACCUAAAGCAGGUGAGAUUGAAUCUGAUGCUGUUGUUUCUCCUUCACCAAGUGAGAUCAAUCAUGAUGAGAAUCGUUCUAAGAAACGUGCACGAACAAAAAAGAAAGAUAGCUCUGUGAAAGAAGUGGCUGCAGAAGAUAUUUCGAAAAAGGUAUCUGAAAGAACAAAUGAUUCUGAAGUAAAACCAGCAAGACCAUCGGCAAAAAAGGGACUCGGUCGUAGCUCUGAUGUGAAAACAACUACUGCUGUAGACGCAGUUAAAAAGGGUAGUGGAAAAACAGAAGAAAGAACCAAGGGAGACGGUGGGUCAUCUUCGCGGAAGCUGGAGGACAAGAAAAAGAAGGGACAGGUAAAAGGUAGCUCAGAAAAGGAUCUAGCAAAAUCUUCUUCUAAAGAGGAGGAUGAUAAGAUAACAGUAUCUUCGCUUAAGUCAGCUGCAAAAGCAACCAAAGAUGAACAUUCAGAGGAGACUCCUAAGACAAAUUUGAAGAGGAAGCGCACUCCAGGAAAAGAAAAAGGGUCUGAUAUCAAGAAAAAUGAUCAAAGUCUUGUUGGAAAACGGGUUAAAGUUUGGUGGCCCGAAGAUAAUGAGUUUUAUAAAGGUGUUGUUGAUUCUUUUGAUUCUUCCAGCAAGAAGCACACGGUCUCAUAUGACGAUGGUGACGAGGAAAUAUUGAAUUUUGACGACGAAAAAUGGGAAAUUGUUGAAGAUGAUGAUGAUCAGGAUGUGAAAGAAGAAAGUCAUCGAGCAAGUCCUGAGCCUUCUGCUGACAUGCCCCUGAAAAAGAAAGGGAAAGCAAAUACUGGUGAAGCAAAAAAGGAAGGAAAGAAGGAUUCUUCUAAAAGUAGUGGAGGAGCAUCAUCAAGUAAAUCAAAGGUGCCACCCGUGAAGUCUAGUCAAAAGUCCAAGACUGUUGCCAAGUCUGACGGCGAAGUUAGUAAAAAAUCUAAGGAUUCUGCACAAAAAACUGGUGGUAAAUCUGAGGAUCGUUCUGUGAAAAGUGGUGGUAAAUCUAUUGAUUCUGUGCAAAAAAGCAAUUCCAAGAAGACCGAUGGUUCCAAGGUAAAGAAAUCGAAAGAUGAUGAUGUUGUUGACACACCAAAGCCUUCUGCCAAGUCUAAGCAAGAGUCUUCCAAGUCUAAGCAAGAAUCUCUGAAAACUGGAAAAUCCAAGCAAGGAACGUCCAAGAUUGCAUCUUCCUCCAAGGCAAAAUCCACCAAAAGUAGUGCCAAGGUGAAAUUUAAUUUGUUGCUGGAAGAAGAUUCAGAGAAUGAGAAUUCUGAUGAUUCAACAAAAGAGGUUGAAGAAGUGAAGGUUAAGAGUAAGACACCAAGUUCGUCGAAGGCUGGAAGUGAGGUCAAGAGCGGAAAGAAACGUGGAAGAAACUAGAAGUGGAUGUCUACCCUAUCCCUUUCUCGUCUUUUGCUCAUCAACAUUUUGGAUAUCCCUUUCUCUAGUCAGUGACCUCUAUUUAAAAAUUUGUGUUAAUCUCCUAAUUAUUUGUAAUAGUAUCUGUAGAAGUGUAGAAUAGUUUAGUGGCACUAUGGUGCUAGUUUGUAAUGUACUCUUGCCCCCUCCCCUCGCAAUUAUAGGUGGGUUUUAUUUGAUGGAGAUAAAAGAGAAUGUUUGGUUAGCAACCUUGUUAGAAAUGUUUUAGCACUUCUGAUAAUGAUAGGCUUAUAAAACUUUCGUACCAAAA
Molecule: messenger RNA, 3149 nt
Organism: Trifolium pratense (red clover)
Lineage: Eukaryota; Viridiplantae; Streptophyta; Magnoliopsida; Fabales; Fabaceae
Product: sister chromatid cohesion protein PDS5 homolog C-like
Exons: 14
Coding region: 158-2839 (893 amino acids)
Biological process (GO): DNA repair; mitotic sister chromatid cohesion
Cellular component (GO): nucleus; chromatin
Source: RefSeq, a predicted model, not a curated record